CGAUUUCAUAUAAAGGAAACAAAUUAAGAAUAUAUAUACUCUCUCAAUAUAUAAUAUCUUUCUUUCAAUUAAUCAAGAAACUCAUAAGAACCAAUCUUUAGAAAACAGGUAGCUUGCUAGCUAGUACGUACUAUUGGAAGAAGAUAAUUAAAGAAGCAAUUCAAUGAUUUCAAGGGCCACAUCUAGCUUCCCAAGUGUCCACCACCAAGGGCUUCAGAUGUUCCCUGACCCGGAAGGUUUUGUGUCACCCUCUGAGGAAUCAGGCUCAUCAGGUACUACUUCACACUCUAGUUCCCUCCUCUUUAAUCUCUCUAUUCUGAAGGACAAGCUUAGUGAGGUGCAGACCCUGGUAGGUGUUAUUCUCUCGCCAAAUCAAAGCCUACCCGAGCCAACUUCCAUGGCCAUAUCCAGCAUGAACUCCAUUAUCCAAGAAAUCAUAGUCACUGCCACAUCAAUGAUGUUCACCUGCCAACAGAUGGCUCUCACUACCCCUCCAGGUACUACUAACAAAUUGCACCAGCAGAACAAGUCGUUGUUGCCUCACUCAAAUAAUAAUUCUGGCACAAAUACAAGUGUACUAAUUGGUAACAACAUAGGCACAGAUAAUAUUAGUGACCAUCAGGGUUUGUUUUCUAGUACUGAGUCAGAGACACUUGACUGGUUUAGUACUGAAAGCUAUAACAAUAACAUUGAUAAUAGCAAUAGCAAUAUUAGUAAGGUUGCAAAUAUCAGUAGUGAAAACAAUAUUAUUAGUAGAGGAAGGGAUGAACAUGAACCUAAUGAAGAAGAAGGGUACUAUAGAGGGGUUUCACCGAAGAUGAAUAGUGAUAUAAUUGAAUUGGAUGCUGCGGAUUUGUUGGCUAAGUACACUCACUAUUGCCAAGUUUGUGGCAAAGGGUUCGAGCGUGAUGCGAAUUUGAGGAUGCACAUGAGGGCUCAUGGGGAUGAGUACAAGACCAAUGCUGCUUUGAGUAACCCAAUUAAGAACAAAGGGAACUUAUUGGAAGGGGGAAGAGAGUGUUUGAUGAGUACUGUGAAGCCAAAGUAUUCGUGUCCUCAAGAAGGGUGCAGGUGGAACCAGAGACAUGUCAAGUUUCAGCCUUUGAAGUCAAUGAUUUGUGCCAAGAACCAUUACAAGAGAAGCCAUUGCCCCAAAAUGUACGUGUGCAAGAGGUGCAACCAGAAGCAAUUCUCGGUGCUCUCUGAUCUGAGGACACAUGAGAAGCACUGUGGGGAUCUCAAGUGGCAGUGCACGUGUGGAACCUCGUUUUCUAGAAAAGACAAGCUUAUGGGUCAUGUGGCUUUGUUCGUGGGGCACCAACCAGCAGCAGCUAUCAACAAUAGUAAUGCUCUCUCUUUCUCGGCCAAAUUAGAGCAGCAGCACACAUUGCAAAUGCAGAUUGAGGAUAGCUCAAGAUGAUGUUUAUGUCUCUAUAUAUCUAUCAUGAUUGAUCAUAAAGAGUUAGCCCCAAUAGACUGGCGAUGGCACGGGUCUCUUGGAUCUUGGAAUGAAGAUGGGAGAGUAUUUUGUCUUGCACUUCCUGAGCGGUAUUUCUUUAAUUGAUCCAUAACUUAGGUCACUAGCAUGUUCUUGUUAUAGAUAUACCCUCUCUAUUUUCUGAGUGGUGUUUAAUUUUCUGCAUAUUACUCGGUAAUUAUAUUCCUUUAAAGAGAGUAAAUAAGUGCGCUGUACCAUUAAAUCACUA
Molecule: messenger RNA, 1706 nt
Organism: Glycine soja
Lineage: Eukaryota; Viridiplantae; Streptophyta; Magnoliopsida; Fabales; Fabaceae
Product: protein SENSITIVE TO PROTON RHIZOTOXICITY 2-like
Exons: 2
Coding region: 164-1420 (418 amino acids)
Biological process (GO): response to acidic pH; response to aluminum ion
Source: RefSeq, a predicted model, not a curated record